GAUCAGGAUUAUAAGCAUUAAAAUCAGCUUGAAUUCUCGCCACAAUACGAACUUUGAAGCGUUAUUUCGUAUACCCCGCUAACAUUCUUGCUUCGUGACUGUGUUGUUAAUUCGGUAUGAUGAUUGACGUCCCUUUCAUCAAGCCGCUCUGAUUGGUUAGUACAGCGAACAUCGCAUUGUUCACUCGCGUCGAAACCGAACAACUGCUAUUUUGCGGUCGUUUGACAAAUAGUUUUUCGUUCCUUGCGAACAAAUGAUACAGAUUCUUGCUGAAACGUCUGGAGAUUCUGGUUUUUCUAAUGUUUUGGUAUCGAUAAUUACAUUUGAAAGGGUCAAGAAAUCAAGGAUAGAGUUGUAGUCCGCAAAUAUCGAGACGCUGGAGUUGCAGUUGCUAAACAUGCGAGACAUCAGCGUGAUCGUUUAUUCUAUUUUAUGUUACUUCUGUUUAUUACAUACGGCUAUUGGACAGGGCUUCGACGUUACAGUUAAUCUAGAAGAAGGCAAGGACGCUGGACAGCCAGUACACACAUUCCCUUUACCUGCGAGUAAUGAAGUUUACACCUUUUUCCCGGCGCAAGAUGCCGAUUCGAAGGCUGCUUUAACCUUGUUUCAAAUUUCUGAACAAGGGGUCGUUACAACAACAAAGCCGAUCGACUUCGAGAUCGGCAAGAAAAACAACUAUGAUUUGGUGGCUGUGCGGCGUGAUCGAGGUGACAAGGAAGGAGGGGUUCCUUUAAGUAUCCGAAUCUUUAUAACGGACACGAACAAUUUCGGUCCGACUUUCCCUUCAAAUUUGUAUCAUGGUAGAGUAAAGGAAGAUUCUCCAGUAGACACCAUCGUGUUGGGUCUUGAAAACUGCUUUGCUGAAGACAGAGACAAGGAAGGCAGCAUAAGUUACUCCAUAAGUGGCGGAAACGAGAAAGGGUACUUCAAAGCUGAACGAAGGAUUCUUAGCAACAUUAAUCGCGUCUUUCUUGUUUUGAAAACUACAAAUAUCAGGAUCGAAAGGGACGUCAACACACCCGAAAUAAUCUUAACCGUUCGUGCAUUCGAUGGCAGACGAUUUGGAACCACUAAAGUUAGCAUUACUGUCCUCGAUGUUAACAACAACGAUCCAAAGUUCGACAAGGAUUCUUACACGGCCACUAUUAACGAGGAUACCCCUCUCAUGACAUCUGUAUUGCGAGUUCGCGCAACCGACGCGGAUGUUGGUACCAACGGAGGUAUCUAUUACUACAUCAGCGGAGGUUCGCCAUGGUUUUCUGUCGAUGCUAUCACAGGAGUUAUGAAAGUGGUGGGUCGACUACCCAAUCAAGCAGCUGUUCAACUGCAAGUUACUGCUCAAGACCGCGGUAGGGACAGCACUAGAACCCACACAGCAGAUGUGGAGGUAAACAUAAAUCUUAUUGCUGACUACCCUCCAGCUGACACAGCUAACCCAGGAGCAAACACGCCUCCAGUGUUUCCAGAAGGAAGUUACUCAGCAAAUGUGCGCGAGGAUUUCCCUGUUGGUGCUGUUGUUCUUGUUAUCCAUGCAGUGGACCGUGAUCCUCCGGGCCGAAACUCACGUAUUCGGUACCGCCUUAGUGGAGACAAUGCUUUCCAAAUCAAUCAAAACAAUGGUGUGGUUUCUUUGAGGACGAAUUUAGAUUAUUCAAUUAAAAGUAGUUACGACCUUAACGUUAAUGCUGAAGAUGAAGCUCAAAGUCCCCUCAGUGCAACAGCUUCUUUGAAAAUUACUGUGCAGCAAGUGGAUAAAAAUCGCUUUGCACCAGAGUUUCAGGCUCCAAAUAAAUAUCAGCGUCAAGCAUCCAUUCCAGAGAAUAGAGCGAUCAAUACAAAAGUUGGUAGUUCUAUUAUUGCAACUGAUUCUGAUGGCAGUCAAAGGCCUGAAGGUCAGGUUAUGUACUCUAUUGCUUCUGGAUCUGGCCUGCCAUAUUUUAAAAUUAAUGAGAACACUGGUGAUUUACGCUCUGUCGCUGUCCUUGAAAGAGAAAAGCAACCUCAGUAUAACCUGUUGAUUGAGGCUCGCGAUAAAUCCCUCUAUCCUCUAAAAUCUAACUUGUACAUGGUAAUUACAGUCACAGGAGUUGAAGACAAUUUUCCUGACUUCUCCCAGCCUGUUUACGAGGCUGAGGUACCAGGAAAUGCCCCUAAGGGAACCUUUGUGACAGCCAUCCAUGCCAUUGACCAAGAUGGUGAUACUGUAACAUACUCAAUUGACAAUGCUGGAAGUGCGUUUACCAUCCAAACAGAUUCAGGGGUCAUCACCACAGCAAGACCACUAGAUCCCGCAAAUGAGGAGAGGAAUUUUGUGCUUUCUGUCCGUGCCACAGCUACAAAUAAGGAUUCUCUUGCCCAAGUGAUUGUUGAUGUUGUGAGUGAAGCAGACUCACCUCCAACCUUUGUUAAUCUUCCAUACAGGGCUACUGUGCCAGAAAAUCUGGGACAGAUUGAUAGCCUUUUGUGUUUAGCUGCCAAAGAUAGUCAAGGUAAACCUGUGACAUACUCUAUUGCCAGUGACACUGAUGGAAAGUUUUCAGUGGAACAAGAUUCUGGCCGCUUUUCUGCAACUGGCUCUUUUGAUUAUGAGGCUUUUACGGAAGGAGUGUAUAAAGUACAGGCCUCAAGUGGGCCACAACAGAUUGCCACCGAAAGUGUCACCAUUACUGUCACAGAUACAAAGGACCCACCCAAGUUUAGCAAGAGUAGCUACAAAUUCUUUAUAGAUGAAGACACCAGUGCUGGCACUACAAUUACAAUAACAAAUCGAGAUGGAUCAUCGGGGGGAUUAGUCAUUGAAGAUGCAGACACAACAAUAACAAAUUUUGAGUGUACAAUUGAGAAUAUACAGUCCCUAGCUAUAGAAAAUCACUUCACGAUAAAAUUAGUGACUAGUAACAAUAACAAGAAUGGUGAAUGUAAACUGAUAACUCAGUCAUCAUUUGACCACUUUGACACUCCCAAGUUUACAUUUGAGGUGCGAGCUACUGAUAAAAAUUAUCGCAACAUGUAUGCCUCCGCACAAGUGGAGGUUGAAAUAAGGGAUAAGAAUAACAAUGCUCCAGUGUUUUCACAGCAAAGUUACUGGGCUUCUGUGGACAAAAAUUUUCCUGUGAGGAAUUCAAUCCUAAAAGUCACAGCCACAGAUAAAGAUUCUGGCUCAUUUGGAGAAGUCACGUAUCAAAUAAGUCGAGACACUCAGGAUAGAAACAGAUUCAGUUUGGAUUCUAACACUGGUGUGUUGUCCAGUGCAAGUUCCUUGGCAGAGAAGACGUACAAUCUGUUGAUUGAGGCAUCUGAUAGAGCCCAAGAGAAUAAUAAUAUUCGAAAGACAAGAGUGUCUGUGCAAGUCUAUGCUCCUGGAACAACAUAUAUCCAGUUUGAUCCAGCAAGUUACUCUAAAGACAUUGCAGAAAGUGCAGCAAGAGACACUAAUGUAUUCAAAGUAACAGCAAAGGGACCAAAUUCGAUUAGAUAUAGUAUUGUUGGUGGAAAUAUAAACAAUGCCUUUAAAAUUUCUCAAAGUGGACAAGUCCAAGUAGCAAAUUCUCUUGAUCGUGAGACACAGGCAACCUAUAAACUGGUAAUUCGUGCUAACAAAGAUGGCACUAAGUUGGCUUCAGAGGUGACUACUACCAUCAAUGUGCUAGAUGUGAAUGACUUCACGCCAAAAAUAACGUUCAUGGAGACUGAACCUAAAAACCUUGCAGUUGAAGACUACUCACCCAAAGGAAGCUUUGUAGUAAAGGUAACUGCUAUUGAUCGUGAUGCAGGUGCUAAUGGACAGGUCAAGUACAGUAUCACCACGUCAAACACUCCAUUCCAGAUAGAUCAGAAUACAGGUGUUAUCACAGCCUCACGGGAAAUAAGGCGAUCUGAACAGCAGGUAUGGACUGUUCGUGUUCAAGCCAGGGACAGCAAAGGUCUCCAAAGCUUUUAUAACCUCAGAUUUACUGUAACAGAAGGGCUACAAGCACCACAGCUGUCUCCGACUAUUCCAGUUUCCUUGGAUGAGAACAAACCUGUUGGUUUUAAGGUAAAAGAUAUUUCACCAACAACACCAAACAAUAACUACAAGUACAACAUCCUUGGUGGAAACACCGACGAAGCAUUCUGUAUCAACCACGACGGUGUGAUAAGCGUGGCCAGACCCCUGGACAGGGAGAAAAUUUCCUCGUAUUCAUUGAAAGUGUCCGUUUCUGUGGGAAACAAGGUCAGCAACACGUCUGUGGAUGUGACGAUUAGGGACAAAAAUGAUGACGCUCCCCGGUUUACUAAAGCCGUCUACUCUUUUGAUGUUAGCGAAGACAGAGGUUUUGCUCAAGAAGUUGGAAAAGUGUCAGCAGAAGACAAAGAUACUGGAGAUAACGGAGAAGUCGAAUAUCGGUUGUUGUACACUGUGAAUGUAAACUCGAAGUUUAACGUUGACCCCAAGACUGGCUCCAUUAGUACUAUCGAUGCCCCGGUUGGCUCCAGUCCCUCUGCUAGGCCACUUGAUUUUGAACAGAUCAAGCAGCACGUUUUAUACAUCCGUGCAGCGGAUAACGGAAUUCCUUCUCUUUCCACCAUCGCCAAAGUGAUGUUCAACAUAAAAGAUGUGAACGAUCAGACCCCUAAGUUUUCCGCGGAUUCCUACGUCUCUAAAGUAGCCCUUGAUGCCAAAGUGGACUCUCAAGUCCUAUUGGUUGUAGCCACGGAUUUGGACAGUGGUGAUAAUGGUAAAGUGGUUUAUAACAUUACGGGGGGUAAUGAGGAGGAAGCCUUCAAAAUUGAUCCUGAUACCGGAGUCAUUAAGGUCAAAAAGUCUUUAACAACAGUGUCAGCUUCUACUUUUACACUUGACGUGGAAGCCAAAGACAAAGGAAAUCCGCCGAGAAGUACUAUCGCUAAAGUGGACCUGAAUGUCUUUUUACCUGAUGGACCGCCCAAGUUUGUCGUUAAACCAGUCGUUCAAGAAGUUACAGAAGGCAUUAAAGCGAACAACAGAGUCAUCGUCGUGAAAGCGGCCACUUCUGAGGCUCUUACUUAUGAAGUAGUAUCUGGUAACGAAGAUGGCUUGUUUCGGAUUAAUCCUUCCACAGGUGAAAUUAUGGUAACAAGAGAGCUGGACUACGAGGAAGCUCGAGAACGUAAGCUUGUUGUGCGAGUGAUGGACACUAGAGACCGCAGUGAUCAAGUGACUGUGAUCUUUCAAAUCAAGAAUAUAAAUGAUAACGCCCCCACGUUCCCUGGUGAGGUUGAUGGUUAUGUGGAAAGAAAAGUAGAGGACGACUUCCAGGUAGGCGAUCCUGUCGCCCGUCUGUCAGCCUUUGACGGUGAUGUAGGGGACAAAAUCACCUAUACAUUAUCUGAGAAUGCACGGGCAUCCUUUUCAAUCGAUAAAGAAGGUUUCUUGAUAGCCAAGAAACCUCGCAAGGAGUUCCCAUCUCCGGUAAAGUUUAACUUGACCGCCAAGGAUAACGGUUCUCCACCACGCGAGAGCAAGGUUAAUGUGCAGCUUGUGCUGGUUAGCUACAGACCGGAACAGCAGCAACCAGUGAGAGAGUAUGUUAGAGAAGACAAAGAGGUCGGUAGUGUGGUAGCCAUAGUUCCAAGGUAUUUCCCUGGUAGCACACUAUCAAUUAUCUAUCCGCGGAAAGCCAACUUCACUGUGGAUGAUUCUGGCAGAGUUCGCAUGACGAGACCGUUUGAUUUUGAAGCGAGGCAGUUCUACACUUUAACCGUCCGAGAACAAGAGCCUGCCCCACUCAGUCGUACUAACGAUGUGGAUGUUGAAAUCAAUGUGAUCGACAUCAAUGACAAUAAACCUGUCAUGAAAAUGGUCGAGUUCUUCGGCCGUGUUAACACCAAUUCGCGGCCGGGGACGAGUGCGUAUCAGCUCAAAGCCGAGGAUAAGGACGGUGGCUUGAGUGGGAGGAUUGGCUACCAGAUGGUAUCUAGAGGAAUACCGUUCGCCAUCAAUCCCCUAACUGAAGUUGUGGAGACAGGCGGUAUUCUAGAAGACAGGGGAGGUUACAAUGUGACUGUGUUUGGCUUUGAUUUUGGCGUCCCGCGUCAGUUUGGCGACUCGGUGUACCUUGAUAUCAAGACUGUCAAUUUUAAACCACAAUUUUCCGAAAGUUCGUACAAUUUCGAAGUGUUUGAGAAUGAUCUUCCUGGGAAGGUGAUUGGUGUUGUCAAUGCGACCAGUGCUUCUGGAGCAAGACUGGGUUUCUCAAUCGUGCAAGGUGACACGGAUAACAAGUUUUCCAUUGAAUCUACUGGUGAACUCAUAGUGAACUCGAGGUUAGACCGUGAAAAGACAAGCAUGUACAACCUGAAAGUUAGAACAACCGAGCAGAUUCCUCGUGGGGACUCCAAUGAUGUAGAUGUUCGCAUCUCGGUGAAGAACGCUAACGAGUACUACCCUUUCUUCCCCCUGAAGGUGUAUGAAAAAUCCAUCAAUGAAGAUGUCGGAUCAGGCGCCUCUGUGCUUAGUGUCACGGCAUACGACUGUGAUUGCACAGGUUGUGCAUGCAAAAACGCAGAACUGAAGUACUCAUUGGAAGGUACUAAUGUUUUUAAAAUUGAUGAAGUUACUGGCUUGAUAAGUGUUGGUGAUACACCGCUUGAUUUUGAAACUCAAAGGAGACACUUAUUUAAAGUUGUCGUGGAGGAUUUUGGCGAAAAAAAGUUCUCUUCAAGGUCGUACGUCAGGGUUACCGUACAAAAUAAGAAUGAUGAAGAACCGAAAUUCCAGAGGGGAGAAUACAGCAUUGAUAUUGCAGAGGAUGCCGCGACUAAUAAAGCUCUAGCAGCCAUUCUUGCUAGAGAUGUUGAUGGCGACUCUUCAUUGUACUCGAUAACCAGUGGCGCUAGCAGCAUCUUCAACAUUGAUGGUAACACCGGUGUACUGUCACUCGCACAGAGUGUUCGUGGACAGAAAAAACAGUACACUCUCACAGUAAGGGCAACAGACACAGCUCCAAAUCCGAAAUAUGAUGAAGUGCGUGUUGUGAUCAACAUUGAAGAUAUCAAUGACAACCGACCAGUUUUCACUGUUUGCCCGAAUGAAGUUACUGUUGAGGAGAACAAACCGACAGGCGAGAGGGUAAUUCAAGUCACUGCCAAGGACUCAGACAAUGGACGGAACGGGGAAGUGGAGUACAAGCUUGUUACCGGUGGAGAAAGGCUCUUCGAAAUAAACAAUUCCACAGGUCUGAUUACUACAAUAACUAGCUUGGAUCGAGAGACUGCAGAUCGUCACACGUUGAUAGUACAAGCCGAGGAUGGAGGACACGGAAGAAAUGAAGCAGAGAGGCUUCUCUCCUAUUGUAUCAUAGAAGUUAAAGUAGCCGACGUUAACGAUAAUUAUCCCGUGUUCUUCACAAGGCAAUAUUAUGGUAGUGUGUUUCAUAAAGCUCCAAUAAGUACGACUGUCUUGACUGUGAGCGCUACGGACGAUGAUAUAGGAAACAACCAGAAGGUGGUGUACUCCUUAGUUGGGUCUAAUGACAAGUUUGAAGUCGAUGGAACAACAGGUAGCAUUAGAACAAUCGCGGUCCUGUCCAAUUUCGAACAAACCGUACAGCUGAAAAUCCGAGCAUCCAAUCAGGCUACCCCAACCGCUCCAAAAACAAGUUCAUCGGAGACCACAGUUGAGAUAAAUGUUGUAAACAAGCAACCACCCAAAUUUGAACCAAGUAGUGUUUACACUGCCGAGAUUCAAGAAGACGUGGAAGUAGGAACACCAGUGGUGACGGUGAAAGCGGAAAGCCAGGUUAACUCCACGAAUGUGAUUGCGUAUAGUUUGGUGAAGUCAUACCCCAGUGCUGAGCAAAACUUCAAGGUUGAUCCAGGAACAGGAGUAAUAUCAACUGCAAGUACGCUUAAUUUUGAGCAGCAGAGUAGCUACACGCUUCAGAUUCGCGCGAGAGAGAAUGAAAAUGAUUUGUAUGCCACUUGUUCUGUCGACAUAAAACUGAAAGAUGUAAACGACGACACACCAACAUUUAAACUUGAAGAGUACUCCGCCAGAGUUCCCGAGGAAACAGCUGGAGGCUUCAAUGCGAUCACGGUCAAAGCAGAUGACAGGGACACCGGUUUGUUUGGUCAAGUAUUGUAUUCACUUGAUGCGUCUCAGAAGUUCAGGAUAGUUGCAAGCAAUGGCACCAUCUUUAGCCGGGAGAAAUUUGACAGGGAGGCGGAAAAAACUCACACUGUGUUCGCGACCGCCACAGACGGAGGCACGCCACCUCUCCAAGCCAAAGUUGUCGUUUCCGUUGUAGUUGUGGAUCAGAAUGAUGAGCCUCCCGUCUUUGAAAAAAGGAAAUAUACAGGUAAUGUCCAAGAAGAUGCUCCCAUAGGCACCUCUAUCCUUGACCUAUCAGCAACGGACGCUGAUAUUGGAGACAAUGCAAGGUUGGAGUACUUUAUUUCUGGCGGAGGACAGUCCCAGCUUUUCAGAAUGGAAACAGUCUACAGUCCCGAAAACAAGGGUAUUCUUUAUCUUGAAGGCAAGCUGGACUUCGAAAGCAAAUCAACUUACACCAUUAAAGUGACCGCCACAGACAGAAAAGACAGCGACACGGUGGACGUAGUCAUAACGGUUAUUAACACAAACGACAACGCUCCAGAGUUUACUGCGCUGAUCUACGAAGAAACCAUCCAAGAGGAAACGAAGGCCGGCGAAAAGGUAGCACAGGUUUCUGCAACGGACUCAGACAGCCCUGGUAUCAAGGAUACACUGGUUUACUCGAUUGACAAGACGGGACAGAGGUAUUUCUCUAUCAACUCAGGAACUGGCGAGAUAACCACCGCCAAUGAGAAGCUUGAUCGCGAAAAAGAUCAAACGGUUAGCUUUUACGUCUUUGCCUAUGAUGGCAAACAUAGGGGAGAAGCCCUUGUAAGGGUGAACCUGACAGACAUCAAUGAUAAUGCCCCGUAUUUUCCAAACCCUCCUUAUGUUGGCUCUGUGGAGGAAAAUAAAAAUCCAGGCACCAGUGUGAUGGUUCUUCAAGCAGUUGACUUAGACACUGGUGUAAACGCAAUAAUACAUUAUGAACUAGAGGACAAUGCCGGGGGCAAGUUUAAGAUUGAUCAAGACACUGGGCUUGUCACCACGCUCGAAACUCUGGAAAGAGAGGGCCCCGAAAACGAAUUUACGAUACGAGUCAGAGCUACAAACAGACAGGCCGGUGCCCCACUUUUGUCUGGUACUGUUACUGCAACAAUCAAAGUUUCUGAUGGAAAUGAUCAGAGUCCAGUGUUUGAUCCCCUAGUUUACAAAGCAGAUGUUCCUGAAGAUGCCUUGCCCGGGUACCUUGUUACCAAGGUGGCCGCUACCGAUAAAGACGUGGGUCCCAACGCAGAAUUAGAGUAUACAAUAACGGCAGGCAAUGACCCUUACGAGUUUUACAUCGACCCAAGGAAUGGUCGCAUCCUCGUGUCUGGGCUCCUCGACUUCGAUAAAGGGAAGAAAACGUACAACUUGACAGUUACGGUUAGUGACCGCGGAAAUCCCCCUAAGAGUGCCCCAAGACCAGCCUUGGUUUACAUUAACGUGCUCGAUGCCAAUGAUAAUCCUCCAAUAUUUGUGCCUGCUGAGUACAACAAGAAAGUAUCUGAGAGUGUUAAACCGGGUGAUACUGUCCUACUGGUAACGGCGGUUGACAAAGACACCGGCACCAACGCGCAGUUCCAGUUUUCUAUCACGGAUGGUGAUGACGCGAAUAUGUUUGCUGUCAGGUCCAACGUUAACAAUGGUAGUAUUGGAGAAAUUUACACGCUGCUGCAGCUAGAUCGAGAAACCGUUCCUCGUUACAAUUUGACCGUGGCAGCUACAGACUCUGGAGGGUUGCAGGGUAUUGCAGUGGUGCAUCUUACCAUAACCGAUAUUAAUGACAAUGGCCCGUGGUUCAAACCUCGUUACUACGAGGGCACUGUCCAGGCGGGAAUAAAUCCCAGCCAAGGACAACCUGUCGUGAUUCUUGAGGCUUACGAUCCAGAUGAAGCGAGCAACGGUCCUCCGUUUACAUUCUCACUUGUGGAUGCAGACCUUAGUAGUCGUUUUAAAAUUACAAAAGCCACAGAUAAGACGGCUAACAUGGCUGCUUUUGGAGAAUUCAACAGGGAAGUAAAGCAGGUAUGGGAGGUCAAAGUCAAGGCAAUAGACAGUGGAAUUCCUGCGAAGGACAACACAACGUUUGCGUACAUUGACGUUGAAGAUGACAGGAAUCGAAACGAACCGUUUGACGGAAAAUUGACCAUCAUCGUGAACGCGUACAACGGCAGGUUUGCCGGUGGAAUCAUCGGCAAAGCUUAUUACAGAGACGAUGAUUACAAUGGCGACCAGAAUAAGUAUAGCAUGGACGACCAGAAAUUUUUCACCCUCACCCCAGAAACUGGUGAUAUCACAGCUGAGGCUAAUAUACCAGAGGGUAGGUAUACAUUCAGUGUCAAAGUCGAAGAAACGAAACAAAGACCUGGUAACUUCCCUAAGAUAGUAACCUCAGACGUGACGGUCAUAGUACAAAGUGUAACCAAUGCAGCGAUCCAGCAAAGCGUGGCCGUACUGAUAUUGGAAAUGAGGAAAACUUCAUUUUUUGUAGCUGACUUCUACACAAAGGUUCAAGGUGUGCUAGCGAACAUUCUGACUGGUGGCGAUACAGACCGAAUAUUAAUCUAUAGUAUUCAGAAAGCACCUGUCAAUCGCGUUCCCCUCGCGGAUCUGUUUGGCGUGGAGAUUUAUCUUUCAGUGAAGUUGUCAAGUGGUGGGAUUAUGGAUCGCUUGCAAGUUGUGAAUCAGCUGAUACAAAAGAAAGAGAGACUAGAGGGGCUAGGACUAGUGAUCGGAAGCAUUGGUAUCGAUGCAUGUGCGUACGAACAGCAACAAGUUGGCAUAUGUAGGAACGUUGUUAAAGCGGCUUCAGCUUUCACCGUGGUGAGUGGUGAUUACGGUCAAAUUCCUGCCACUCAGAGCUCCUUGACUGUGGUGGCUAUAAACGUCAAUCUUCAAGCAGAGUAUACAUCUAUCAUCUUACCGGAUAAAAACUGCACCACGAGCACGCCCUGCUUUCACGGAGGAACAUGUCAUAACGCUGUUCCAAAGGGAAUUAUCUGUGAGUGUGGGCGAGAUUUUCGGGGACCGGAAUGCCAGAGCACGACCAGGACAUUCAAAGGCAAUUCGUAUCUCUGGCUGGAGAAGCUGACCGCUUAUGAACGUAGCACUGUCUCGCUACAGUUCAUGACUGGAACGGCUGAUGGGCUGCUUCUCUACCAAGGCCCUGUUUCGGAAGGUUCUAACAAUGGUUUACCAGACGUAAUGGCCGUGAUGAUGGUUGAAGGGUACAUAAAGCUUGUGCUCACUCUUGGUCCUCAUCCGAACGCUCCGUUAGAGCUCUACAUGAACCGGGGGGACCGGCUGGAUGAUAGGCAAUGGCACACGGUGGAAGUUAUUCGUGAACUUAAGAAAGUGACUGUGAGGAUCGAUCUGUGCUCUAAAGCUCAGGUUACGGAAGAUGAUGGACAAGUUGUAGAGAACAGAGCUUCGUGUGAGAUUGAGGGCGAAGUUUGGGGUUCUAAUAUUUACCUUAAUGGAUUUGGCCCACUUCAAAUUGGUGGAGUAGAGAACAAGUUAAACGAUGCAAAGAUCAGCUACGCUGGGUUUCAAGGAUGCAUAAGAAAUAUCAAAGAUAACAACGUCAUGUACGACUUGCUGAAUCCUCCUUUUGAAAAGAACACAGAAUUGGGAUGUAAGCUUGAAAACAAUCCGUGUCCAGAUUGUAACGAUCAGGGAUAUUGCGAGCCAUUGUGGACCAAUAGUAUUUGUGUGUGCGACCUGGGAUUCAGCGGACCCAACUGUAACUCAAGAACCAAUGCCAACUGGUAUAAACCAAACAGCUUCACUCAGUACCGAAUAAGGCAAACUGCAAGAAAACGCCGAGAACUUGUUCCUCCACCAGUUUCUAUGUCAAACGAAUUCUUCACUAACAUUGCUCUUCAAGUUAGGAUAUCUCCCAAUUCUUCUAAUGUGGUUGUCUUCUUGGCUUCCAAUAGCCUGGGAACAGAAUUCAACAGGAUUGAUGUGAAGAAUCACGUGUUGCGUUACAUCUUCCGGCUUGGUGAUCGUAUGAAGAUCCUUAGUAUUCCCCAACUGAACAUAACGGACGAUAAAUACCACACGAUUGUAGUCAAGAGAGAGGGUAACCAAGCAAAGCUUCAGAUUGAUUAUGACGGUAAAGUGGAGGGGACCACAGGUGGUAUACACAAACUACUCAAUAUGGGAGGAGGAAGUUUCUUUACUGGUGGCUUGCCUAAUGUUACUGAGGUACGGGUCGUAGAAGCAUUUGUUAACAGUGGCGGUAACGCCAUCUUGCGCACUGCCGAUGGCAACAUCAUCUCGAGCGGAAUAGGAAGUGGAUUAGCAGGAUAUAGUUCCUCUGAUGCCGACCUCAUGGGUACCAUGAUAACUGUUGGUCGUGCAGGACAGGUACGCCUCUCAAGUUCUUACAUGAAAUUGUAUUCUUCAUUUGGAAUGCGAGCCGUUGUGGGUUCGUCAGGCCGUGUAUUUGUGGGACGUACAGCAACAACGAGUACGAGAACAAUUAUAAGGUCUUACGGGUCAUAUACGCCCAUUGGCGUUAAAAGUGGAGGCAAGGUUAAUGUCAGAGUCAUACCAACGAAUUAUAACCCAAGUGGAGGCUCUAUCGUAGUAAGUUCUACCAAAGGCGGUAGCGCAGUCGGUUCUUCUGGCGGCAGUGGCUCGGCCGGCGGAGGUAGUGGCGCCUCGGGUGGCGGGGGAAGCGCUUCUGGUGAAGGUGGUGUUGUAGUCGGUGGAAGUGGUGGUGUUGUUGGUGGUGGUAGUGUGGGUCGUGGUAUUGGUGGACAAUACGUCACUGGAGCCACUGUAUUAGGAGGUGCCAGCUCGGCUGAUGCAUAUGGACAAGUCAAUGCUUAUGGCACUUCCCUUGUUGGAUGGACACUCCUGGGGGCAACCCCUGAUGGUGCUAAGGAAGUUGAAGUUAUAGGAGAUUUUGGAGGAUGUACGGCGUCAAACAAUUACAAUGGCGUAGAUUUGGACAACGAUCCUGGUAUAGAGGCACGGCGUCAGAAUGUGGAAUUCGGCUGUCCGUGUUCAUCAGGUCUCUGUUUGCACGGCGGAACAUGUGUGGAUGCCGUACCUCCUUACUGUAUGUGCCCGCCUGGUUGGACUGGACCGCGAUGCGAGACCGUUGUUACCAGCCCUAAUCCAGGCACACGUCCAGGAAGCAAGUGGGCGAAUCCUGCAGUUAUCGCAAUCGUCCUGGUCGUUUUGCUGGCCAUUUUAGCAAUUGUCGGCGCCGUACUACUAAAGAGGCGACCGGUGCCAGCUGUGGUGGCUGUGGUCGAAGAUGGGCACGUUCACGACAACAUUCGACCGUACCACGACGAAGGCGCCGGCGAGGAAGAUAAUUUUGGCUAUGAUAUCACAACUCUUAUGAAGUACACGUAUGUUGAAAACGGCAUAGCUGGUACAGGCGGUGCAGGUUAUGGCAAGUUUAAGGAUGCUGGGGGUAUUGGCGAAGAAGAGUUCACCGUGGCAGAAAAUAAACCCCUUUUACAAGGAGCGAUGCCUGGUACUGGCUUACAGCACGGGGUUACCACCUUGACUAAGCGUCGCGUUGUACAUCCUGAAAGCAUUGACGUUAAACAGUUCAUCGAUACGCGCGUUCACGAAGCGGACGGCGAAUAUAUCUUAUCCAUCGACGAAUUACACAUUUAUAGGUACGAAGGAGAUGACUCAGAUGUCGACGACCUUAGUGAGCUCGGAGACAGUGACGAAGAGCCGGAUGAGGAGGAGGAGCAAGAAUUUGCUUUCUUGCAAGAAUGGGGCAAGAAGUUCGACAACCUUAACCGCAUAUUCAACGAAGACGAUUGAUCCAUUGAGCCGUUUUGUACAUAAGCUGAUUCUCCAAAGAUAAAAUCAACAAGUCUAAGCACUUUGUAAUCCUUCCUCAAGUGCGUUUAAUCAGCUCAUAUUUUUGACAUGGAACGUCCAUGACUUCAUUUUGUGAAGAAUUGUUUGAAUAUGCAAGUUGAAUGAGAAAUUCUCGAUGUGACGAGAGCGCUUUUUAAUACUUGUUAGUACGCGUGCAACUUUUAGUGGCCUUGCUGGGACACAAGCGAGGUACUCGCUGUGAAUUUAAAUUCGCAAAGGUGUGUAGUUAGGAAAAAAAACUUUGUAUUAGAGAGAAAAUUUAACACCGUAAGCGUUUUUUGUGGAUUUGUUUUAUAGUAAGCACGACUCCUAGCGAACAACGCUUUGUUUGGCGUUUUUUGUUAUCAUCAUUGUGUCGGUGCAAAAGAUGAAUUUAUUUAACUCUUCUGGACAAUGGGAAUGGAAUGUCUUUGUUUUUGUACAAUUAUUCCUCUUUUACCAUUGAUGUAAGGGGCUACUAAGGCCAGUAGGAAAAAAUAGCUAUGGUUGAGGUCCGUUUUCUAACGUUUCACGUCCUCUCUUCAAUCGGCACGUUUGGAAAAAAACUAGAAAUUCCUUAACGAAACGUAAUCUCAUGAUUAGCUAAAUAUUCGCGUCUAAUAUUGAACUAAUUGUAUACACCUGGUGUAAACUAUCAUUUCAAGAUUUUUUUUGGAGUUAUUUAAUUUCCUCAUUUUUGUCAGUUAAAGAUUGCGAUAGCGCAAUAACUUGCUAGAUAGAAGUCAAUAAAUAAUGUUUGUACGAAGAAAAUGGAACAAAUUUAUGGUUCUACUCAUUA
This is a messenger RNA of Stylophora pistillata, 14738 nucleotides long. Its product is annotated as protocadherin-like protein. Lineage: Eukaryota; Metazoa; Cnidaria; Anthozoa; Scleractinia; Pocilloporidae. Gene Ontology annotation, cellular component: plasma membrane. Gene Ontology annotation, molecular function: calcium ion binding. The record is from RefSeq and is a predicted model, not a curated record. Gene Ontology annotation, biological process: homophilic cell-cell adhesion.